CAGUUUAAUAAAACCAAUCGGACUUGACGCUCAGCUUUCCUUACACCCCGUGAUCUCCAAAACAACAUAACAAAGUGUGGGCAAACAUGGCAAGCGGAGAGGAGACCACAAGUCGCCCCUUGGUUCCCUCCUCUUCAGUCGGCCUGGAGGAUUUUUUCACCGCCAGGGCGUCGGAGCAGGCCGGCGGGGACGGAGACCCGGAGCUCCAGCGCCUGCAGGAGCGUCUUCAGGCUUGGCUGUCGCCGUACGACUCCCUGCUGCAAUGGGCGCAGAGGCUAUUGGUCUGGGAGAGGCCGCUGUACAGCAUCUCCGCUGUCCUCACGCUCAACACACUGUUCUGGCUCCUGUCCUCCACCUCCCUUCGGCCGCUCUUCGUCCUCAGCGUCUCUCUGCUGGGACUGAUGCUGCUGGAAAGGUGGAAGUCCAAGUUUCCCACCGUUACAGUUCAGCAUGUCGAGGCUCGUCCUAUACGAAGUGAAAGCCUGAGUUCUGAGCAGCAUCUACUCAGCGUUCCUGAGCUCAGCCACCACUUGGCCGAGAGCUACCUGACCAGCUGCAUGUAUCUGCAGGAGAUGCUGCAGUACAAACGACAGAACCACAGAAAGUUCUGUGUGAUGAUGUGCAGCGGCUCCUUUGUGUUUGCUGUGGUUGGACAUUACGUACCUGGAAUCAUGAUCUCCUACAUUAUAGUUCUGAGUGUUCUGCUCUGGCCGUUGGUGGUUUACCACGAGCUGAUCCAGAGGAUGUACACGGGCCUGGAGCCCAUCCUGAUGAAACUGGACUACAGCAUGAGCACGGAGCACCGCAAGCACGACAAGCGGAAGGUGAAGAAGGAGGUGGAGGACGGGGACGAGCCCAGUGCAGAAACGGAAAGCGAGAGUGAAAGCGAGGAGGAAUUGUCCUGUUUUGCUCCUACGGUGGAUGUGAAAACCACGGCCCUGGCGAUGGCCAUCACGGACUCGGAGCUGUCGGAUGAAGAGGCGUCCAUACUCGAGAGCGGCGGCUUCCCCGUUUCCAGGGCAACCACCCCCCAGCUCGUGGACAUGUCGGAGGAGGUGGAGCAGCAGAGUUUCCACAGCGACCCAGAGGACCCGCGCGACCUCCCAGAGUUCCCGUCAGUCGAGGAGUUCCCGUCCCUCGAGCACACCCUGCUUCACUUCAACCUGCGCGGGCCGGGUCAGGGGGAGGCGGGCCACGCCGGCGCCCAGCCGGAGGAGCCGCUGAGCCCCGCCAGCCUCCUCAUCCAGCACCUGGCGUCACCCUUGCACUUUGUCAACACGCAUUUUAACGGACACGCUCGAGCGUCCGGGGCGGAGGGCAGGGCGCCGUCAGAGCCGCGUCCUCAGGGGGCGGAGCCGAGGGGACCCCCCGUCGCCCUGAGCACACAGCAGUCUCUGGAGGCGCUGAGCGAGGAGAUCGUGAGCACGGCCAUCUCCACCGUCGUCCAGAACACUCUGUCAGCCCUGCUGCGCUCCGGCGAGGAGCCCCCUUCGGCCGAGUUCCUGCCGGCCGAAGCGCCUCACGAAGCGCCCGGUCCCGACCAGGACCCGGAGGAGGGGGUCGCCGGGGAACGCGGCGCCGGCGAGGAUCUGCCAGACGACACGCUAGUUCCCACCGAGGACGAGGACUUUGAGCUUUUGGACCAAAGCGAACUGGAUCAGGCCGACGAGGGGCUGGACGGCUCCUCUGACAGACAGGUGGGGGGCGGGGCUACAGACGCGCCUCAGCAGCCGCAGUCGUAGCCGUCCUCCCUCCUUUCCCCGCCACCUUUGUUUUUAUUUGUACGUGAAUCUCCAAACCCGUGUCCAGGAGGCGUUCAGCACCUGAUCUGUUCCGUUUCCUCAGAUGUUUAUGAAGAGAUAAAAUUCUAUCUAGAUACUAAUUUAUUCCACAGUUAUUUAAUUUAGAGGCCAGAAGAGGAAACUGGAUUCAAGGUUUAAAA
Messenger RNA from Oryzias latipes (Japanese medaka), 1942 nucleotides. It is a transcript of the gene retreg2, whose product is annotated as reticulophagy regulator family member 2. Gene Ontology annotation, cellular component: membrane. The record is from RefSeq and is a predicted model, not a curated record. NCBI's taxonomy places the organism in Eukaryota, Metazoa, Chordata, Actinopteri, Beloniformes, Adrianichthyidae.